Messenger RNA from Entrophospora candida, 239 nucleotides. The record is from the annotation of a GenBank genome assembly. NCBI's taxonomy places the organism in Eukaryota, Fungi, Glomeromycota, Glomeromycetes, Entrophosporales, Entrophosporaceae.
UUAGAGCUGUAUUACAAGAAGCUGGUAUUCACAAUAAUAACAAAGGAUCUUUGUUGCAUAAAAAAGAUAAAUUCAAAAAAACUGACCUUGAUAUUUUGAAAUUAAAGGAUAAUGAUAUUAAAUGUUUCCCAUGGGUGGACUAUGAAUUUUAUGAUGAAGAUAUCAGUGAAGGAACGUGGGAAGCAGAUAGUAUAAUUGUUCCACUAAAAAUGGCAGAAAAAAUAAUGAAUGGGCUAAAA